AUGAGCUCGUCCGCCACUGCUCCCUCCACCUCAUCCACCUCUUCCAACUCCAACGCUAAAGAUCAACCAUCCGACAUGGUGCGGGUUCCCUCCAGCGUCGUGCGCGUCUUGAUGCUCCCCGGAUACACCCAGAACGCGACCAUCUUCAAAGGUCGCAUGGGCGCCAUCAAGCGCUCCUUGCCGGCCUCGGUCGAGCUCGUCUUUAUCGAUCCUGCAAGUCCAUUCAUUCGGACCCAUUCGGACCGUCGCGGUGAUCAGGAUAUAUAGACUCAUACUAUGCAUUCCUUCACCAGACGCACGUUGUCGACAUGCCGACCAACUCGUCUGCCGAUUUCGACUCGUCGGCAACUUCGAAUUCCGACUCCCCGGAGACGACCCCGCGGUGCUGGUGGUACGCCGAACAAACAGAGGUCAGUGAUCUGGCGCAAUCUCAACGAGUUCGGAUCGGGGUACUGAUCAUGAUUUUCUCAUCAACACGCAAUAGGGGUAUCGGCAUUUCGCCAAGAUGGACGAAACACUGGAAUACUUGCGCGAAUUCAUCAUCACCCAGGGCCCCUUUGACGGGUGUUGGGGCUUCAGUCAAGGUGAGACUACCCUCGGUCUCUCGGCGGAACCACGAAACAUCUCGCUUACUCAUCAGUUUCCCUGCAGGUGCCGCAUGCGCUGCGAUCUUGACUGCGCUCGUGGAAAACCCUUCUUUGCACCCCAUUUUUGCCCGAGACGGACCCAACUGGCCCCCAGCGCCAUUCAAGUUCUCCAUACUCAGCGCCGGCUUCAUGCCCCAAGACCCAAUCAUGGCUAAACUAUUCGACAAACCUUUACACACCCCGACCGUUCAUGUCCUCGGUCGAGCGGACACGAUCGUCUCGAACGAUCGAUCGACGCCUUUGGCCGAAGCUUUUGUCGACGCGAGGGUCGAAUGGCACGAGGGGGGUCAUCAUACGCCUUCCAAGGCUUCUUGGAGACAUUUCUUCAAACAUUAUUUGGAAUUAUUUGGACCGGAUGGACCGGGCAAGGAGGGCAUCGAUUCGCUGCCUUCGCCGUCGCUCGGGACUUCGUCGGGGACAGCGACGCCCGAAGGGGGGAGACUGUGA
Microbotryum saponariae is the source of this 1094-nucleotide messenger RNA. The record is from the annotation of a GenBank genome assembly. NCBI's taxonomy places the organism in Eukaryota, Fungi, Basidiomycota, Microbotryomycetes, Microbotryales, Microbotryaceae.